GGCAGCUGCUCUGUUAGCAGCGAAGCUAACACGGUUUCACAACCUGUCACCUAACGAUGAAUCCAUGUGUUUUAAUGGAACUUUAAACGUUCACAGUUUAAUAAGAACCAUCGUCCAUCGGUGACUUCAAAAUGCAUCGGUGUCCCGAUUGUCCUAAAGCGUUCCCAUCGCCGUCCAAACUGAAGAGACACCAUCUGAUCCACUCCGGCCAGAAGCCCUUCAGCUGUGGAGCCUGUGGGAAAGCCUUCAUCCAGUCCCAUCAUUUAAAACUACAUCUGCAGAAUGUCCACCGCUCACGGCCGCCGGCGGGCACGCCACCGGAGGCUACCUCAACCAAUCAGCAGCGACCAAGCUGUGACAAACCAGCGGCGGAGACGAGCACACGUAGCAUCUGGGCUGAACUCCCAUUGACUGUGACUUCCUCUGUGGCCUCCCAGCCCCAGUGGAGAAGCAAAACCGUUUGUCUCCCUGUGUCAGAGACUGGAAACCAGUUCAAACCCACGUCACAUGUAACUGAAGUCACAGCGACCGUCUCACGUGAUGUGGAUCCGGUUCAUCGGGAUCCGGUUCAUUCUGCCAACACAUCCGAAUGCGAAGGCAACAAAAGACACACCUGCAAAGUUUGCUUGAAGUCCUUUCAUUCCUCUCUCCAGCUUCCAACUCACAACAAGUCCAAACCGCCCGGGAGGGCACAGAGAAGCGCCAGUAAAAGAAGAAUGUCUCUGAGACACCAGUGUCCGAAAUGUCUGAAAGGCUUUUGCUCCCCGUCCAAGUUAAAACGACAUCUCCUUAUCCACACCGAUCAGAAACCUUACUCCUGUUCAGUUUGCUGGAAGAGCUACCGACAGAAGGGCCACCUGAAAACUCAUUUAGGCACCGGAAAUAAAUGCCCACUUUCUGCUGCCGAUGCCAGACUGAGACUUUCCAACGACAGUAGAACCUCACGUCUGCAGCCUGAGACGCAGCUUCAGCGUCCAUCCGGUCAUCAGGACUCGUCGGUGGAGCUCAAGCUACAAUGUGAAAUACGUGUAAAUACUCUGCAUGAACUGAACACGACUGAAAUCAAGUUAAAUUCAUUUGUAAAACCCGAGCAGACGUUAAAUCCGAGCUUUCAGUGUCACGAGUCAGGAGGACAAGGGUCGCAACACUUCACCCAAAAAGAUGUGAAACGAUUCCGCUGCUUGAUCUGCAACCGAUCGUUUCGUUUAGAGGUGAAUUUAAUACGUCAUGGUCGAAUUCACUGGAACCAAAGGGAAUCGGGAAGUUCGACCUCUUUGCAAAACUGUAAUAAUGUAAUCAAACAUGAGCCUGAGCCCGAACCUGCCGACCUCACCGACUUCAACAUCAUUGUUAAACCAGAAAUACACAGAGAGAAUCUCCGGGACUCUUUUCCUCUGGAGGCUGCGUCCGUUCCACCAGCCGAACAGACGAGAGCAACUCUCCAGCAGCGGAGAAUCAAACCUUCACAUCAGUGCCGCUCGUGUUCCAAAUGUUUUUCGUCCCCGUCGAAACUUAAGAGACACAUGAUGAUUCACACGGGACAAAGGCCCUUCAGCUGUGAGAUCUGCGGAAAGCGCUUCCGGCAGAAAUCCCACCUGAGGGUCCACUGCCGCACGCACCUGUUGAGCAGAUACCAGAAGCAGCGAUCGCUCUACAUCAACCGGCCGCCAUCACGCACCGGAGGGUUCCACACGAGGACGGCAGCACACGUCCCGGUCCAGGAAGUGUUACGACAUAAAAAGUGUAAUGAGACACUUACUGGUUGUGAUGUGAUCUUUGCAAAACACCCGGUUCAGACGCCUUCUACAGCAACUGUUCAGAAUAAUUCAGAACCAGGGAUCAAGUUGUUUCCACAAAUCUCCAAGAAAAGAGAAGUUUUGCCCUUGAUAACAUCUCCUAGAGUGAAUAAGACCCCGACGGAUAAACCAGUGCAAAUUCAUGGCAACACGCGACACCAGUGCUCCCAGUGUCUGAAGAGUUUCCCGAGCACCUCUAAAUUAAAAAGGCAUGAGAUGGUACACACGGGCCUGAAGCCAUUCCGGUGUCCUACGUGUGGGAAAGCUUUUAGGCAAAGGACACAUCUGAAAGCUCACGAAGGGGGACAUUGUACGAGGAAACCGUCCCAACCCGUCAAUCAACAGGCGAGCGUCAAAAAACUGAAAAUGAAUAAUCAGCAGCCGCAGCAGCAGCUUUACCCGAGGAUCACUGUUUGUGUCCCUUCUCUGCAACACUCUGUAAACACUGACUCACAAUUACUUAGUCUUGGUGUGAAAAGUAGAGACAAACUUGUGCAGGAUUGUAAAGGGCCAGAAAUACCUAACGCAAAAGUGAACGGUCCCUUUAAGACAAACACCAAAAGCACUACUUGUAAAAAGAAGAAGCUUCACACGUGUCGAAUAUGCUGCAAGGACUUCUCCUCUCCCUACAAGCUCUCCAGGCACCUGCUCACUCACUCGGGCGUGAGGCCGUACAAAUGCAGCUUCUGCAGCAAAACGCUGACACAGCACGGCCACCUGAAGUCACACGAGCGCAGCUGCAGACAGAGGAGCAGGAUCUCCGAUGGUUCUCACAGAGAAAUGUUAAAUACCAACCAUCUCCAGGAAAAAGCUGUUGAAAACCUUAUUUAUUGUACAGAUUUUAAUUUGGAUGCAUUAACAGAGCAGAGAGAGUCCAGGUAUAGUCCAACCAGCAUUAGCUCGUUUACUGCUGGAGAUUUAGCUUUUUGUCCGGAGGUGAUAGACACCGACUGGCUGGCAGGACCGGAAACAGGCUCACAAGAGAAUUAUGAAUCAGGAGAAAAAGUGGAUCAAGCUACAGACAGUUCAAAUCAGGCCUCAGAUCAGUUCAGCUAUUCGUUUCCCUCCGAGCUUGCCUUUGAAAUAAGUAAGCUCAUCCAAAAUCAAAGCCCUGCAGCUCCACCUUUGUCCCAGCAGCACAAUACGAUUAACGUAGAAACACCUCGGCAGCGAGAAGGAGGGACGGCUGAUUCCCUUAAAAACAAAAGGCUCGGCGAUGUGAGUUCAGUGAAUCUACUUCAGACAGAUUCCCCACAAGGGGACUUGUGUGACCCGGUGAUCGUGUUUGAAUGUGGCGAGUGCACGACAAACUUCAUGAGCGACCACUUCCUCAAGCAGCAUCUCUGUCCUGCUCGGGUUCAGCCUGAAGGGACAAAGGCGACCGCGAGGAACCGCUGUGACAUCUGCUUCAAACAUUUCGCCUCCCCGUCCAAACUGGUGAGGCAUUCUCUGGUCCACACGGGUCAGAGGCCGUUCACCUGCGACGUCUGUGGCAAAACCUUCACUCAGAGAUCCCAUGUCACAACUCACAGACAGACUCAUUGAUGGAGUGACACUGAGAUGGUUCGGUUUUUGUGUGCAAUCUUGUGUUCAUGGUGAUCAUGAUAUGGGAUAAAUAUCAUGCCUGUAUAUAUAUUCAUGAAGUGUAAUGUAUCAUAUUUUUCCCCUAAAUAAAAUAACAUUUGUAUUUUACAGUGAAUCUUGUACAAUUUACGACGAACAAUUCUCAAAAUAUAUUAAAAUACAGGGUUCCUACGGUCAUGAAAACCCUGGAAAAGUCAUGGAAUUGUAAAAUGUGUAUUUCCAGGUCUGGAAAAGUCAUGGAAAAAAAUAAAAUCCCAAAAGUUUUGGAAAAGUCA
Molecule: messenger RNA, 3655 nt
Organism: Limanda limanda (common dab)
Lineage: Eukaryota; Metazoa; Chordata; Actinopteri; Pleuronectiformes; Pleuronectidae
Product: zinc finger protein 770-like
Exons: 2
Coding region: 132-3341 (1069 amino acids)
Biological process (GO): regulation of transcription by RNA polymerase II
Cellular component (GO): nucleus
Molecular function (GO): DNA-binding transcription factor activity, RNA polymerase II-specific; RNA polymerase II transcription regulatory region sequence-specific DNA binding
Source: RefSeq, a predicted model, not a curated record